Caretta caretta (loggerhead turtle) is the source of this 2655-nucleotide messenger RNA. It is a transcript of the gene CAMK2N2, whose product is annotated as calcium/calmodulin dependent protein kinase II inhibitor 2. The record is from RefSeq and is a predicted model, not a curated record. Gene Ontology annotation, molecular function: protein kinase binding; calcium-dependent protein kinase inhibitor activity. Lineage: Eukaryota; Metazoa; Chordata; Testudines; Cheloniidae. Gene Ontology annotation, biological process: negative regulation of protein kinase activity.
CAGCCCCGGAUGCAUGACUUCAUUCUUCCGCCUGGGUUUCCUUUAUGAUGUAGGGCUGCCCCAGCCCCAGCGCACAGACACCUCGGCAGGCUGCAGCGCUCCGCACUCCCUCGCCAGCCCGCCCGCCCGGCUCCGCUGCCGGAUCGCGCUCUCCGGCCGCCCCGCAGGACCCCGGCCGCCGCCAGCAUGUCUGAGAUCCUCCCCUACAGCGAGGAGAAGGUGGCCCGCUUCGGCACCGACUCCGAAGUCAGCGAGAUCUCCUUCAGCUGCCGGCUCCAGGACACCAACUCCUUCUUCGGGGGCAACCAGGCCAAGCGGCCCCCCAAGCUGGGGCAGAUCGGCAGGGCCAAGAGAGUGGUGAUCGAAGAUGAUAGAAUAGACGAGGUGCUGAAGGGGAUGACAGACAAGUCGCCUUCUGGGGUAUAAGCCGGCAGAGGAGGCGCCUGCACUGAGCUGCAGACUCUGUUCACUGAUUUUAAGCACUUUUGGCCGUGCAUGUUUGUUGGACUGUGGUCAACGAGGAAAGCAAAGGAAGGAGAUGAGGCUGCUGGCGACACCUUCCACCCCCAACCCAGACCCCAGCCCGAGGCGGUAACGGAUGGGGCCAUCUCACCCUCCUCAGCAUCCAGCCGAGAGCGAUGGGACAAAGGGAGCUGGCCGUCCAUCCCUGUCCAGAUUUUCAGGGCGCCGUGCCCACCCCGGAGAUGCCAUCUUUUUCAGCACCACGUCCUGCCCUCGCAACCCCCCUCCCUGCAGAAUGGAGGAGCCGGCUACUGAGGCGCUAUCCAGGGCCAGCGCCACUUCCAGCGCCCUCCCGCGGAGCUGUCCAUUCCAGCGCCACUUCCAGCGCCACUUCCAGCGCCCUCCCGGGGAGCUGUCCAUUCCAGCGCCCUCCCGGGGAGCUGUCCAUUCCAGCGCCACUUCCAGCGCCCUCCCGGGGAGCUGUCCAUUCCAGCGCCCUCCCGGGGAGCUGUCCAUUCCAGCGCCACUUCCAGCGCCCUCCCGGGGAGCUGUCCAUUCCAGCGCCACUUCCAGCGCCCUCCCGGGAGCUGUCCAUUCCAGCGCCACUUCCAGCGCCCUCCCGCGGAGCUGUCCAUUCCAGCGCCACUUCCAGCCCCCUCCCCGGGAGCUGUCCAUUCCACGCCACUUCCAGCGCCCUCCCGGGGAGCUGUCCAUUCCAGCGCCACUUCCAGCGCCCUCCCGCGGAGCUGUCCAUUCCAGCGCCACUUCCAGCGCCACUUCCAGCGCCCUCCCGGGGAGCUGUCCAUUCCAGCGCCCUCCCGGGGAGCUGUCCAUUCCAGCGCCACUUCCAGCGCCCUCCCGGGGAGCUGUCCAUUCCAGCGCCACUUCCAGCGCCACUUCCAGCGCCCUCCCGGGGAGCUGUCCAGUCCAGCGCCCUCCCGGGGAGCUGUCCAGUCCAGCACCCUCCUGAGGAGCUGUCCAUUCCAGCGGCACUUCCAGGGAGCUGUCCAUUCCAGCCCCCACUCCUCUCCCAUGCCCUUCUUCCCAGCCCCACUAAGCCCCCCCCCACUUUCCCCAUGCCAUGAUGCCGAGGUGCUGUUCCCCUGAGAGCGCGGAGCCCUUGGGAUCGCCCAGCGGUCUCAUCUCGAAGAGGGCUCCUGUAGCCAUGCUCUUUACACCUUUCUCUGUCUCUCUCCGAGUGGCUGUGUAUCUCGCCCCUGCACAGACACACACCUCUCUAGCUGUAGCAGGCUCAUUGUGCGUGCAGUCACCCCCCUGCUGUAUUUCAGACCCACACCCAUUCUCUAACUCAUCCAUCCAGCCCCACACCUCAUCCCUGUCCAGUUUGCAAAAUACCAGCAGAUCGGUCGCAAAUCCAAAGCCAGCAGUGCUGAAUGGAAGGCAGAGGUUCCGACCCGGAUGGACUAUAAUAUAAAAGACAGUGAUCGUUUUGCUGUCGAGAGACAUUUUUGCUCCAUCUUUUUUGCAUGAGCUUCCUGGUCCUGGUGCCACAUCUUGGUGCCACUGGUCAUCCCACUCUGGCACGCUUCUUUUUAACAGAACUCCUCAUAUUUGUAUUUUUAUAUCCGAAUCUUUGUUAAAAAUGAUCUGCUAGUGUCUAAGGUUGAAAUACUGCAUCAAAGAUUGUUCAUAUUUUUCCCAUAGGAAAGGAAAAUAAGUGUAAAGAAUGGAAUUUAAAUGGUUGGUUCUCGUAAUUCUAUAUAUCAGUAUUGGACAGGACUUCUGGGCUGUGGUUAGGGUUUUGCACACCUCAAAACACCAGUAAACAAAUGUAUCUAAGAAUCUUAUACUGUGAUUAAUGGCUUUAUUGACGGACCAUGCAGAAACAUAAUGACUUUAGAAGAUCUGAUUGCACUGGCUACGAAUGUGCUUGGAUAACUCGCUGGUUAUUUGACUCCUCUUUCUUGGGGGAUGUUCCGAGUGGGUGUUUUUAAUUUUGUACUUUAAUUUGAUUUAAUUUUUUAAAAAGCUUAUUCUGGUCUGAUGUGCAUGAGAAACGAUCAUCUUUUCAAUAAUAUACUGUGUCAUUUUAUGAGGACAACAAAGCAAAAAAAGAAAAAAAAAGAAAAGGUCAUGCCAUUCUAAGAAUGACCCAUUGUACAUUUCAAUGCCAUUUUUCACUGUAUUGGUGAACAAAAAUCAAUGAAUAAAUACAUACCUGUACCAAAUGGA